Molecule: messenger RNA, 1057 nt
Organism: Dentiscutata erythropus
Lineage: Eukaryota; Fungi; Glomeromycota; Glomeromycetes; Diversisporales; Gigasporaceae
Source: the annotation of a GenBank genome assembly
UCCAAAAUUUGCGAAAAAAGUUAAAUACGUUCUUACAUUGUCCGAAUUAGCUAGACAUGUUCCUCUUACACAGAUUGACAUACCUCCAGCUAUUUACGAAUAUAAUUUAAAAUUUGAAGAUAAAAUUACAUUACCACGUUUACGCAAUUAUGAUGAAGAUGGACAUUUGAUGUUUGGAGUUCCUAUUGAAAAACUAAUGGGGGCUGAAGGAGAAAAUGGAUUACCAAGAGUUGUUAAAGACUGUGUCACGUAUAUAAGAUCAGAAGGGUUGGAAACUGAAGGUGUGUUCCGUAGAUCACCUAGCUCUGUAUUAUUAAGACAAGCAAAGGAAGCAUAUGAUCGAGGAAAUCCAAUAAAUUUAAGAGAUUAUGGAGUCCAUGUCGCAGCAGUUCUUCUCAAAAUGUUUUUUAAUGCAUUACCUGUACCAGUUUUCCCCGUGGAAACGUAUGAUAUCCUCAAACAGAUAACGCAUAAACCAAAUUAUUUGGGAAGAGUUGAAUUUAUUCGUAGUAGUGUUUUCCCUUUAUUAUCCCCAGCAGUAGUUCUUGUCUUAAGAUAUGUUUGCGCACUUCUUGUUGACAUUCCAAAGCACAAGAUCGUAAAUCUAAUGACACCACAUAAUCUUGCAGUAAUGUUUGCACCAAAUUUAGUACAUAGUGGCAAUCCAUUAUUAGAUGUUAGUAUGUGUGCUUUGAAUGUUAACGACGAUACUAAUGGAGGAGGUGUUGGUAUAUUAAUGAAGCUUGCAAUAGAACAUUUUGAUAUUAUGUUUGAAGGAUACGAAGAUUUAAGUAUUCGAAAUAGAAUAGAGAAUGGAUCUAUAUCUGCAUCAUCAUCUAUGACAUAUUCUGAGACACCAAAAACUCCAAGCAUAAUUAAUACAUCAUCAUUUUUUACAAGUCCAUCAACACCACCAAAAUAUCCAUCAGUUAAAAAGAUGCGAAGUCUUGCAGCAUUAACAACUUUAACGAAUGAUCCAUUUCGAGUUGGAGCAGGAGUUGAGAUUAGUGGGAUCAAAGUGCAAGGAACAGUUACUUUGAAUCAACUAAUCCGCUAA